CCCACUGAAGUUAGGCUCUUUAGGUCAUUGCAGUUCACAGCUCACCACUUGUUUAACAGGAUAAACCGACUCUGCGACAGAGACGUGGAUACUUAUUUCAUUGCCUUGAUGAUUCCCAGGAUUGGUAUGCGACAAAUGUGACCAGAACGCGCACGCAAUCAUUCCCUUAUUCUAAUCACCCACACAGGUAUUUCUUUCGCUAUUGGAAAAACAGAUUAUAUCACUUUCUUCGAUAAUACAGGAGACGAUAUUCAGAAUGGAACAGGAGGAAGGAAGAGACAUUAAAGGUGUACGUGCCAUGCUGCAGCACAGUCCAGCCUUUUUGAGGAAUGGGAAGAGCAACAAACCUGCAAUUGCUGAGAAACCGAAGGUGAUACCACUGCCUGAGAAUCGAGUUUCAUGCCUACACACAGGGAUAGUGGCCAGAGAAGGAAAGGAAAAUGUUGCAAAAACACCACUCUCACUCCCUCCAAAACCCAGCAUCACACUUCAGAGCUGGCUGCAAAGCAAAGAGACUCCUGUGGCAAGAGACCCUAACAUUAAAAUGGGUACACCAGACAACAAAGCCAAGAGGUAUGAGGGAUUAACAGUAAGUGAUGCCUUAAGACAAAAUAAUGUGCAGAGGUCUGUGAAGCCUGGCAUGGCUCAAUUGAAUUCAUUUGAAACUACACAUCCACUGCCAGGCAAACCAGAAAAGUUGAAUUGUGACUCUUGUGAUUAUUCAAAGCAGAGUUCCCUUUCAGUCCCUCCAACCUUGAUGGAGGAACUUACUCGGGUUCUACUACCUACAGUGGCUAAACAGGGAAACCAACCUCAAGUCAGUGGCAAGUCAUCAAAGGAAGAUCUGGAGUCUGACACUGAAACAUCUAAGACUGACAUGUCAGUGGUUUCUUUUGCAGCAGUGGAAGAACCUGCAAGCUCCCAGGCAUCUGGGCAUGAACCUCAAAGGGCAGAUAAGAGUGGUUUCUCCCAGCUGCAGAGAAAUGACAGUGCAACUCUUUGUCUGCCAGCCAGUGUAAUACCAGAGAACAAAUCCAAAGUAAAUGGAACUGUGCCCCAGGGACAUGCUUUUCCAAAAACAAAGAAGCAAUUGUUUCCAAUGUCAUCACCAAUCAAACCAAAAGAUGCGUCUUGGGGAACAGCUGAUCUGCUCCAUGGCCUGAGCACAAGUCGUCCUGAGCUUCCUGCUGUAGAUUAUUUGAUGUCUGAAGAUCCUAUCCCAGAGGAGGCCUUGAUUCAACCCAAGAAGCACCAGGCUGUUGUAACAGGGGCAUUUCCUCUUGUACUGUCUGUUCCAUGCUCUCAGGCUGACAGCUCACCUUACAGUGACAGAGAAAUCAGAGCAGGUCUUUUUCCAUCAUAUUUGGAAGCUGAAAAGCCUCCUCUGAGACGACCUCUUCCAGAUAUGUGGUCACUGGGCAAAGCCCCAGAGAAGCCCCCCAGGCCUGAGAUUGUGGACCUCAAGCCAUUACAGACUGGGAUGCAAUACACCCAGAGACAGAAUGAACCUGAGGUUCUAGAAUUGACAAAAACAUCUGCUGGAGACACGAAUGACCCAAAUGAGAGAGUCCUUUGCAACCCAUUUGAUAAUGUAUAUGAUGACAUUGAACUGAGAGGAUUUCCACCAUCUGCAAGUGCACAGAAGGAUCAAGGAGUCCAUACAACAGACCUGGAUUCUGGAAGCCAACAAAAGAAUGAAGAAGCAAGGAAAAACAUGUGGUUUGUAAAUUCACGGGAUCGAUCCGAGAGUUCUGAUAGUCAAAGUGACAAGGAACAAAAGAAGAGGGAACGUCAGAGGAUUGAGAAGGAAAGAAAGGAGCAAAGAGAAAAGGAAAGGAGAGAAAAUGAAAUAAAAAAGAAGUUUAAUAUUACUGGUUUAGAAGAGCCUUUGUACCAUGCACGGGUGAUAGCAGCAAGUAAAAGCUGGAGGAACGACCUACAAGUGAAGGUUGGGGAGACUGUGAGCAUCAUCCGUACCACCAACUGCCCGCAGGGAAAGUGGCUGGCAAGGGACUGUGACUCAAACUAUGGCUACGUCUUGGUGAAGGAUCUGGAGUUGGAUAUAAAGGAAAUACUUGAGCUUGGGAAGAAGACCUCACAGGCUGUGAGACACAGCUCCAAUGAUGAGGAUUCCUAUAGCGUGGGAAGCAGGUCUUCUGCCCUUUAUCCAGUUUCUACUGGCAGUUUCACAGAUGACAGUGAAGAAUGGUCCUGCGAUGAUGAACUUAUCCUACCUCCCGAAGUGCAUCUUCCUACACCCUCGGAUCCAGAAGCAAAUAGUAGACCUGUGAGUGCUGAUUGUACAGAUGGUGAAGCUGCUCAAGAAGACAGCCAUUACCAGAUGCAAAAUGAAGCACUUCAGAAACUUGCCACUUUUUUUCAAAGCCGUGUAGAGACAAAGGAGCAGCAGGAAGAAAACAGGGAUGUGAUUCCUGAAAUACGAGAAAAACAAUCAACUGUUUUGCUUCCCAUGGAGGAAAAACUCUCCCAAGACCAAAAUCCAGCUUAUGAACCCAUUGAAAUUGUCCAAAAUCAGGCAAAGCUGAAGGAGAAGAAACUGAAUAGUGCAUGUGGAAUGGAAAGAACCAAAAAACUAAAAGUCAUGAAUCCUUAUCUUGAUCUGCCUACAGCUGCUCAGAGUGUAACUAGUGAGGAGAGGGGAUCCAAAUCCAAGAAUGCUAUUCGAGACAAGGGAAAAAAAAACGGAAAGAAAAUUACAAAGGAAGAGAAGGAGUUCAGGAAAAAGUUUCAGUACACCAAGCCCAUUGAGGUACAAGGGCAAGCAGUGGUGAAUUACAUAAUUGUACAGGAAUUUCCUGAUAGCUGUGACCUGCCCAUUCUCCCUGGAGAGAAUCUGGAUAUCAUUGAUGUGAGCAGUGCUCAUAGACUCAUUUGCAGAAACAUGGCUGGAAAAUAUGGCAGUGUCUUGCUAGAAAACCUAACUUUGUUAACGUAAUGCUGGACAGGACCCAAUCAGCAAUAUUGUUUAUCUCGAUUGAGAACCACCUUGUGUUGUGUACAAAAUGUAUAUUUGCUGGUGAAGGAUUUUCUUUGAGUUAAUUUAAAGUGAAAAUGGGACCUUAUGAAGUAUCCUCUGGAAAGCUCAGAGAGACUGAGUUGGUUUUGCAAGUUUUGUUUUACUUUCUUCAAAACUUACCAGUCAGUUCUGUUGAUAACUGAUUACAUGAGAAUGUAAACACAAAACCAACUGAGUCACUGUAAUCAAAACUUAAUAUGAAGGUAAAAUGAAUCACUUAGAUCAAUAAGAAUGAAAUGUUUUUCUGAGAAGAUAGGAAUUAUUGCUGUUGGAUUUUCAUAAUACAGAGCUUAAAAACUUUCAAGCUCUAACAAUUCUUAGGCUAAUUUAGAAACUGAUUUGAAUAGCAUUGUGUAAUCAUGAAUUUUUCACCAACUCAUGAUACAAGCAUUAAAGUUGUCAGUAUAGUGUGCACAUAGUGUGAUGCAGUCUACGAAAUUGAGAAUAUAGAACCCUGGUCACAAUCUGUAACCAGAAUUAAUUCACAGGGAGCACUGUAAUGAUCUUUGUGCACAUACUGUAUGAGCAAGAAUAUCACCCACAUUUAUUUAGACCGGUGCACAAUGGACACACACUAUAGACACCUGGUCCAGUAAGUCCAGAAAUUGAUGAAGGUGAGGCUGUGCAACCUGCAAUGCUAGUUGAUCAGGUUUUUGAUGACCAGUGUUAAACGAUAUGAGACAAAAUCCACAGCCAUUGCCGAACUCUUCACAAGGUUGUCACACUAAUGAGACGAUGUUUGCAUUAAUCUGGAACAAGAAAAACAUAGAAAUCUAAAAUCUUGGUUGCUUCUACUACACACUUUUACUGCACAAAUCUCAAUGUGAGAUGUUUUAGGUUUAUGUUAAGACCUAUGUGUAUUUUUAGUUUAUGACAUAUACAAUUUUCAGUUGACUAUUUACAGGAUGUACAGAUAAGCUAAAGUAAAUUGAGUACUGCAUUAUAACUAGAAAAGUUUAGCAGGCUAUGUACAGCAUUUCCAACAUAUGGUCGACUUUUUAAAUUAAAUUCAUCCCUGUGCUAGGGGAUAGAAUAAUCCUAUUUCAAUGUAAUUGAAACAAUCAGUGCUACAAUCAAUAAAUGUCAUAAUUUAAAAAUCUUCAUUCUGCGUUAUUGAAUCUGUGGAAUUUACUGGAUUAAAUAGGUAUUUAGAGAGUGAGAACGCAAUUUACACUAGCACUGUAGGUGAUGGGACAUGAUUAACCAUGACAACUGCCUCAUAGAUAGAACAGUGCAGUACAGUAAAGUAUUAUUCUUCCUAAAACUUUAGCGAGAUUAACAUUUCCUUUAAUAAAUAUAUAAGAUAAUGAAUACUGACUAUGAUAAGGUAUAUUGCCAAGCUGCAUUAUGCUAACUCCCAGUCCAGACUGGAAAUUAAUCACAGUUUAUAAUUUGUCAGUCACUUGAAGUUUGUACUUAUAUCUGUAUAUGUAAUUGUUUAGUUAUGUGUCUGGUUUAGAAUUUUUUAUGUAUUAACUGAUACUCAUCCUCAUGUACGGAAACAAGUUAAAUCUGACAAAGCAAAAACUACAAGGGCACCAGACAGAUGAAUUACUGUUGUGUUAUGCCUAUGCAUAACAAACUUGUUAGUCUUGAAUAAAAACAGAUGCUUAAAUUUUCA
Molecule: messenger RNA, 4658 nt
Organism: Lepisosteus oculatus (spotted gar)
Lineage: Eukaryota; Metazoa; Chordata; Actinopteri; Semionotiformes; Lepisosteidae
Gene: fyb2
Product: FYN binding protein 2
Biological process (GO): integrin-mediated signaling pathway; protein localization to plasma membrane; T cell receptor signaling pathway
Cellular component (GO): plasma membrane
Molecular function (GO): protein binding
Source: RefSeq, a predicted model, not a curated record